Messenger RNA from Aspergillus affinis, 843 nucleotides. Its product is annotated as cyclo-L-Trp-L-Trp prenyltransferase. The coding region runs from base 1 to 843 and encodes 280 amino acids. Lineage: Eukaryota; Fungi; Ascomycota; Eurotiomycetes; Eurotiales; Aspergillaceae. The record is from RefSeq and is a predicted model, not a curated record. Gene Ontology annotation, molecular function: transferase activity, transferring alkyl or aryl (other than methyl) groups. The transcript has 2 exons. Gene Ontology annotation, biological process: alkaloid metabolic process.
AUGAUGGGACCUUUCCCGUCAUUAGGCCGACCCGGGCUCUACACCACCCCCUUCGUCGGCAUGGGAACAUUGGAGCUCAGCACCAAUUUUGUGCGCUCAAAAACCACAGUCCGAAUGAGCAUGGAGCCUAUCAGCUAUAGAGCUACAACCGGCCCCGGCCUUUUUAACCGAAUCAUGCUUGGCAGGAUGCUGAAUCGAUUGAAGCAUGCCGGUGUCGCCGUGGACCUGCCAUUAUAUCAUCAACUCGUCCAUAGACCGACUUUAUCCGAUGAAGAGGAAGCCGCAUUUCCUAAAUGCGACGAGAAAAGAAAUCUGCCGUACAAUUAUCAGGUUGCGGUGGUCUUGGAUUUUGCAAAUGAAGACGCCGCAGUCAGGGCUGUCGAUAAAGAGGAAAGCUUCAAAUAUGCCUUGGCCGUGCUCAAGAACUACUUUACAAAGCUUCCUUCGUCUAUAUCCGUGCACUGGAUAUGCUUUGACCUUGUCAACCCCAAGACCUCGCGAUUCAAAAUCUACUUGUUGGAUCACCAAGUAGACUUCCAGCGUGUCGCUAAUCUCUGGACCCUAGAUGAUGUGCUUGCAAGUGCCGAGAAUUCAAAGGGACUGGACCUGCUACGUGAACUAUGGGAAGGUCUCAAAAUCUCCGACGGUCUUCGCAAAUCGACUGCGAAUUCCGAUCAAGCUGAUAUCGUACGCGAAUCCUUGUGCAUUCUUGCUAACUACGAAUGUCAACCGGGUCGAUCGCUCCUACAGCCGAAGAUCUAUGUACUGCUUUCCGGAAUGAGUGAAAUAGGCAUCGCAAAGGUCGUUUCAAGCUUCAUGCAACGACACCUGAAUGCCGAAUAG